This is a messenger RNA of Octopus bimaculoides (California two-spot octopus), 2469 nucleotides long. RefSeq lists its product as uncharacterized. Gene Ontology annotation, cellular component: BLOC-3 complex; cytoplasmic vesicle; lysosomal membrane. Gene Ontology annotation, molecular function: small GTPase binding; guanyl-nucleotide exchange factor activity. The record is from RefSeq and is a predicted model, not a curated record. Gene Ontology annotation, biological process: protein targeting; melanosome assembly; vesicle-mediated transport. NCBI's taxonomy places the organism in Eukaryota, Metazoa, Mollusca, Cephalopoda, Octopoda, Octopodidae.
AGUGGCAAAACCUAUUUACUUGAAUUACAUAGUGUAUGUAAACUUAAAAGCAUUAUUUCAGAUCUAGUUAGUUCAACUAAUUAAGCCAAAUGAUGCUGCUGCUUCUUUUUUGUUUUUGUUAAUGACUAACACCGCACCGACUUGUUACUUUUAAUCAACAUUACGUCUCGCUGAAGCUAGUAAAACUUUAACGUACCUGAAAAUGUAAACAGAAUCUAUUUCCUCUUUCGCUUCAAUUAUGACUACUUGGACAUCUUUACAUAGUCCUGGGACCUCUAGGAAGUCUCAUAACCGGCGCAUGAGACACAGGACUCUAACAGACACGCGUGUCAUUCUCUAUGACAUGACUGUUCUAAAAGAUGAAGGAGAUGAUCCAAAGAAUGCUAUAUUAUAUUACUAUCCAGAAACGAUAGAUGAAACUGAACUUUGUAACAUAUUUGGUCAAUUGAUGGGAAUGAUUGAUAUCCACGAAAAUUACUUGAACUCGCCUCCACGUUCAAUUUACCUUUAUCGAGGAAUGUAUGUGUUCAAGCAUUUCAAAGAAUAUCGGUUGGUCCUUGGAAGUACUCAAAGUCAGAAUGAAUCUGCUCUGUUAUAUCAACUUCAGUUAUUGUAUGAAGUGUUCUGCUUACUACAAGGAAACUUAAAAGAUGUGAAAAAGAAUAUCACUGGCAGAGAUCACGAGGAUUUCUUGAAUAAGUUGAAAUGUGUUUUUGACAGUUAUUUACCAUUAUGUUUCCAAUAUGAUAGUGUUAUUGAACAUUCUUUUCGGACCAUUCCAUCAUUCAAGAUCCCUAAAUGGAUAAAUAUUUGCAUUAAAGUGGUGUACUCACAACUUCCUCUCCAACUAACCAGAACCCUUGCUGCAAUUCAUGCAGAUCUACACAAUCUUGAGAGUGAAUCAGUUGAUAUAGGUUCUGUACCAGAAGGUGGGAGCUUGACAAAACUAUAUGUAUCUUCUGAUAUCUAUACAAAAUUGUAUGAAACAACACUACUUCCUAAUUCUCAACAAUGCAAUGAUUCUAGAAGAUUUUCUGUCACAACUGCCAAUACAGCAGAGAUUAGUUCAGCAUCCAAACCAUUGAUUAAAUCAGCUUUGAGGCCCUCAAAGAGUUUAGAAGUAAAAACAUCAGAAAGUGAGACUGAUGAUGACCUUUUGGUGAGAGAUGACAGUGUAGAAUCUGAUGACAAGGAAUCUGCUGCCAAGGCCCUUGCUGAGCAGACAAAAGCCCGGGCUGCCUAUUUCACUCUCAUUUCAGAUUCUACCUUUGAUUCUGAUACUAUACAUUCAAGGACUUCUCUGAAAGAUCUACAACAUUUGCGUACAGCUAGUAUUAGUCUGGACGUUGGAGAAACAUGGCCUGUUAUUAACGUACGUGUGAACAGCAAAUAUGAAGAGGAUGAUGCUGCACUAGAAGAAGAAAAAUCUGAUUUGCAGAGAAAAAAUUCAAAACCUCAGAGUCCAAAAGAUAACACAGAUGAAAAACUACUAAUUCAAUUCAAGAAUCGACCAGCUAGUAUCAGCCAAAUAGAAGAUGUUACUGCAAGUAAAAUAAAGUCUUCAAAUAAGAAAACAUACACUUCCGAUUCUUCUGCUGAGGAGACAAGAGAUCCAUCAAACGCCCUAGCUGCAGACGGUUGUCCAUUAAAUGAUGAAAAUGCCAUGUAUGGCUCUAUGUUGUCCCUUUUGUCAAAGCAAAGUGGGAAGAACAGCAUCAAGCCAGCAUUUGUUCCAAAGCCAAGUCUGCCCGAAUGUUCUACUUGUAUCGGAGAUGAAUGUGACUUGAUUCUCUAUGUGCAGAAUAACUCUGAGAGUUCUUCUAUGUUACUGAUGGAGCCUUCUGUUUGUAACAUGGAGAUGAUACAGACAUUGUGGAAGAUUAUCCUUCCAAAGCUUGGAAACUUGGAUUACCAUUUUAAGAAAAUGGAUCAACAUCCUAAAGCAGAAUCUCUCCGAAAACAAGUUAUGAACAGCAUUGUCCUCGAUAAUGUCCAGCAACAGCUUACAGGUUAUGAACGACAGAAACAUCCAAUGGUUGAUGCUGAACUGGAAAAAAUGUUGUUAGAUAUCCAUAAUACUUUUGAAUCAUAUUCUACAGCAACAGAUAUAACAUUAGGAAGUCAUUGUGCUUGCACUUACGGACACAAAAACCCAGCAAUAGAAGCAUUUUUCCAGAAAUCUUUUGAACAAAGUCUUGCUUUUUCUCCUCAAGCAAGUAAUAUGAUCUUUAUAAUGGAAACGCUGGCUCGGAACCAUUUAAGAGAUGAUAAAGAACUUGUAUUGGUCUGAUUUUCAAGACCGUGUUUUGUUUUUGUUUUUGUUCCAAAGCUUAAUUAUUUAACCUAAGAUUAUCUCUUUUAAAUUGUCCUUCAAACCUUGCAAACGUUUGUAGUCUUUUGAUAUGCAGUUUUAUUUUAUACUUAAAAAUUCAAAAUAUUUAUGAAUUUUCAAUAAAAUAUUUAAAAACC